Messenger RNA from Brassicogethes aeneus, 5155 nucleotides. The record is from the annotation of a GenBank genome assembly. Lineage: Eukaryota; Metazoa; Arthropoda; Insecta; Coleoptera; Nitidulidae.
AUUGAAUGACCCUUUGUGAUACAGAUGUUUUUAUUUACUUACUAUAUUGCAAUGAAUUAAGACAAAAUGAAGUGCUUAGUUUUUUUAUUGGGUAUAUUUUGUGUACGUUUUGGUGAAGGGAUUUUUAGUCCAGGAGACUCAAAUAGAAUUCACACGAAUGUAAAAACAUCUGGUCCAGGAAAAUUUAUACAAUUCCAUCACAAUUACAGCAAAGUGUAUGUAAAUCAACCAGCAAACCAAAAAGUUGUACAAAAAACUGUAUACGUGACCAAAAAUGAUGAAAAUGACGAUGGUAUAUCACAAAAAUUUUACCCUGUUUUCAAUGGGCAUACUUACGGACAAACCCCUGAAAGAGAAUACACGCAAAAUGUUAGAGUUUACAAUAGACUUAAUAAUACUAGAGAGGAAAAUAUACGAAGCCUACAAGAUACUUUGGAAAAAAUAGGAAAUACUAACAAUCAUCAGACUUUUACAACCACAAAACGCAAGAAAGAAAUUUUAAACCAAAUUGAGGUUUACUCAAAAUGUCCUCCAGAAGUUACAGGACAGUUUGUCUAUGAUCUAUCAUGCAAUCAAUUUUUGAAUUGUUUUAAAGGAAGGGGGGCCGUGCAAAAUUGCGCACCCGGUACAUUAUUUAACCCCAAAACAUUGGAGUGCGAUUUUCCGGAAAAAGUACAGUGCAUAACAGGGCCAGGGCAAAACUCUAUAAACAUCAAAUCGGCUGCUCUUGUUUCUGAGCAAGCAAAAUGUCCAGAAAACUUUAUAGGUUUGAUACCAAACUAUAGCGAUUGCUCAAAAUUUAUAAACUGUAAUUCCGGAACACAAUACACAAUGGACUGUCCACCGGGUACCCUAUUCGAUAUCACCAAAAAUAUAUGUGAUCAUGCACAUUUGGCUUUAUGUUAUAACGGUCAAAACUUCAAGAGGGAUACCUCUAAACAGUAUGGGCAAUAUAGUGAGAGUACCUAUCACACUACUUAUGGUACCCAAGGUGUGUAUGGUACUGAUUUGGAGCACGGGGAAUCACAGAAUAAACAAGGAUAUUCAGUUGGUACAAACAACUGCAAUGCAGGAAAAUGUCAAACUAAUUGCAAUCAAGGUGGCCAACCUUGUAGUACCAACAACCAAUACCAACAAGGAACCCAAACUUAUCAGGGUUCCUACAAUCAACAUAAUAACAAUCAAGGUACCUACCAACAACAUACAUACAACAGUGGAACCCAAGGGGGUUAUACUGGUACCCAAAUACAACCAUCUCAUGGUUCCACUUCCACAUCAAGAAAUUAUCAAACUAUUUGCAAUAUAAACGACCCUAACUGCAUAAAACAAGAUAACCAUCAAACCAGUGGUACUGUACAAUGUGCUCCGGGUUCCAGUGGACUACAAAGACACCCAUAUAUAUGCUCGAAAUUUUUGAACUGCGCUAAUGGCCAAACUUUCGUACAAGACUGUGGACCGGGUACUGUUUUUAAUCCUUCCUCGAAAGUGUGUGAUUUUCCUUACAAUGUAAAUUGUCAAGAUGGUUCGUCCACAUCUACUGGUACCACCCAGGAAAGAGUGGACACAUCUGGAACCCAAUGGAACCAAAAUCAAAACUGGGACCAAACAGCAUCGGGUACCUCAAAUGUAAAAUACGGCACCAAUAAUCAAGGUGGCACCAUUUCAAAUUGGAACCAAGAGCAACAUUCAUACGGUUAUAAUGGUCAAAAUCAAAAUUGGGGACAAUCUAAUAGUGGUGCAACAUGGAACAGUAGGCCUGGUACUUCUCAAUUUGGCGGUACCGUUACAUCUUGUCAAAACCCACCAUGUGUUCAAAAUACUGGAUAUGGUACCUCUACAAGUUGGAACCAACAGUCGGCUAAUUGCCCCAAUGGUAACUGUGGUUCUUAUGGUCAAAAUACUGGAAAUUCUGCAUAUGGUUCCACCACCAAUUGGAACCAUCAACAAAAUAACUGUCCAAAUGGUGUCUGUGGCACACAAGGUACCCCGAAUAGUGGUGGUACUGGAAAUAUUGCUCAUGGUACCACUACAUCAUGGAACCAUCAGCAAAAUAACUGUCCAAAUGGUGUCUGUGGCACACAAGGUACCCCGAAUAGUGGUGGUACUGGAAAUAUUAAUCAUGGUACCACAACAUCAUGGAACCAUCAGCAAAAUAACUGUCCAAAUGGUAACUGCGGUACUUAUAAUAAUGGUGGUCCUGGAAAUAUUGUUCAUGGUACUACCACGACUUGGGUUCAUAAACAAAAUGAUUGUCCAAAUGGUGACUGUAGUACCCAUGGUCAAAAUACUGGAAAUUCAGGAUAUAGUACCACCACCAAUUGGAACCAUCAACAAAAUAACUGCCCAAAUGGUAUCUGUGGUACUCAAGGUACCCCGAAUAGUGGUACCACUACAUUAUGGAAUAACUGUCCAAAUGGCAACUGUGGUACUCCUAAUAGUGGUGGUUCUGGUGCGACCACAACUUGGAACCAUAAGCCAAAUAAUUGUCCAAAUGGCGACUGUGGAGUCCAAAAUGCAAAUAGUGGUACCACAAGUACUGGGAACCAACAGGUAAAUCGGCACCAUAAUAUAAACCCUAACUUGAAUUGGGGUGAUAACCAACACGGUGGUACCAAUGGUCAAAGUGUCAAAAGUCAGGAAAUACAAUACGUAUAUGGUACCAACACUAAUGAUGGUUCCAAUGGAUUACAUUGCAGAGGAGGCAAUUGUGGACAAAAUAAAAACUUUCAAGGUACCCUAAUCAGCGAACAAAGGACAGUGGAACCUUUGCAUAAUGGCGAAAAUUAUCAAGAACAAGUUAGAGAACCAACGGAUGUGGAUAAUUUUAAACAUAAAUUAACAACAUCAAGACCACAAGCACCUUGGCCACCUAGCUUCCCCGAUCCAGUACCAUCGACCGAUACAAAUGCUGAUUAUGUGUUUGAUGACACCAACGCUGACUACGAGGAUUUACAAAUCCCUGAAACUUUUUAUGCAGAGCAGAAAAGUACCACCAAAUGUGAUAAAAACGACUUUCAUUGCACUUCAAACACAUGCAUAUACAGAACUAGUGUUUGCGAUGGUGUGAUAGAUUGUCAAAAUGGUAAAGAUGAGCAAAAUUGUCAGGAAUAUAUGAGCAAAUUUGACAAACAUACGGAGCAAAAAUUGGCAGUUGUAGAGCAACAAAGAUGGAACAAUGUUAAUGCUUCGACUUGUGCUGUUUUAUGUCUUGAGAGCGCGAAAUUUGAAUGUAGAUCUUUCAACUACAGAAAAAUCGACAGAAGCUGCCAUUUAUCGGACUCAAACAUAGGUUUAUCUGGUAUGCUGAUGCACUACAAACCCUGCGAUUAUUACGAGCUUAAAUCGCAGAAAAUAAACUGCCAAAAUUUGCACGUCUGCCCAAAUGAUAAGUGUGUAUCGUCCGCACAAAUUUGCGACGGUUUUGAUGAUUGUGGGGAUAGAAGUGACGAAAAAAAUUGCACAAAAGAAGAGUUGGGGUAUGGGGUGAAAUUGGCGGGUACAAAACAUAAACACAAGGGAAGAGUUGAAGUCUCAGCCUUUGGAAAGAUGGGUUACAUUUGUGACGAUCAGUUCGGAAUAAGAGAAGCAAAUGUUGUUUGUAAAGAGUUGGGUUACAACCUGGGUGCAGCUGAAGUGAGAGGUAACUCGUACUACGCCAAAGAUCUAAAGAAGAACAACACGUUUUAUAUGAUGGACGAUGUUGACUGCAUUGGGAACGAAACUUCCUUGAAAGACUGCAGUUUUUCUGGUUGGGGACACCAUAACUGCUUGGAUGGUGAGGUAGCAGGUUUAAUUUGUAAAAUACCGCAAGAAAAAUGCCCAAACAAUCAUUGGCAAUGCAGAACUGGAAAUGAAUGUGUACCAAUAAAUUUUGUCUGCGACGGUCUCAAUGACUGCUCCGACGAUUCAGACGAAGCCAUGGAAAUUUGUGAGGCCCCCACGGAAAUCCGUCUUGUAGGACCAAGCCAAAGUCAGGGCAGAGUAGAGAUAAAACAUCAUGGAGUGUGGGGUACCAUUUGUGAUGACGAUUUUAACGAAGACGCUGCUAAAGUAAUUUGCAAGCAGUUGGGCUUCAAAACUGCAUCACAAGUGAAGAAAGAGGGCCUUUACGGAGCAGGGAGUGGCCCUAUAUGGUUGGACCAAGUGUAUUGCUACGGAAAUGAGACUGGUUUAGAAAAUUGUUCUCAUUGGAAUUGGGGCGAACAUAACUGUGAUCAUACAGAAGAUGUUGGGGUGAUUUGUAGUAAUGAUGAUGUGGACAUACUGGAAAAAUUUUCCAGAGCUCUAUCGACAACAGAAAGAGUUUUACCCAUUUACCCAAACACUUGUGGGUAUAGAAAGGAUAAUCAAUUUUUGUUGAAUGAUGACGUUCAUUUCAGAGUUGUUCAAGGUUCUUUAGCUAAAGCAGGGGAAUAUCCAUGGCAGGCCGCCAUCAAAGUAAAAUCAAACAAUAACAAGCCUGCCCAUUGGUGUGGGGCUAUCAUCGUCUCAGAGAGGUUCGUUUUGACAGCUGGGCAUUGUUUAAUAGGCUACGCGAAAGGUGCCUAUAUAGUUGUGGCUGGCGACUACGAUGUGGACGAAGUCGAAGGUACAGAACAAACUGAUUUUAUCGAGGAAUUUUACAUUCACAAGGAAUUUAGAAAAGGGCACAAGAUGAAUAACGAUAUAGCUUUGGUGAAACUCAAAAAAGGCUUCAAAUUGAACCAAAACGUUCAGCCGUUGUGCUUGCCAGAUGAGGAUUUAGUAUACGACUCCAAUUUGAAUUGCACCAUAUCAGGAUUUGGUUCCACACAAACUGGCAAGUCAGCAUAUUCUCAUAACUUAAGAGCUGGUUGGAUACCCAUCCAAUCGGAUGAGGUUUGUAAAAUGCCCCACGUUUAUGGUAAAAAUAUUAUGGAUGGUAUGUUCUGCGCUGGCUUUUUGGAGGAAGGGGUGGAUGCCUGUGAUGGUGACAGUGGAGGACCUUUGGCCUGUCUAAAAGACGGCCUUUUUACUCUAUAUGGAAUAACAUCCUGGGGACAGCACUGUGGUUAUGCCAAUAAACCGGGUGUUUACGUCAAAGUGGCAUAUUACAGGAAAUGGAUAGAUGAAACAUUAAGAAAACAUUCAUAAAUAAAUCAUUUGUUUAAUAUUUUGUAUUAUUUAUGUUAUUGGU